GUCUGAGAGCACAUGGCUCAAGAGGAGUCGACCACAACAAAGCGGGUUAUCUUCAUUCUUUAACGCAAGUUUUAAUUUACUAAAGCCAGGAUGGGGAUUGAAGGGGGUAGAUCUAUCCCUUCUACUGGAAUGACCCCUAAAGAACUGUGUGAAAAUGAUGAUCUUGCAACCAGUAUAAUAGUCGACCCGUACCUAGGAUUUGUGUCGCACAAAAUGAACACACGGUUCCGCCCAAUCAAAGGUAUGCAAGAAGAAUGGAAAGGGUGUGUAGAGAGGUUUAAGAAGCACCAGUGUUAUGAGAAAGCAUACAAGGAAUUGAUGUCAGGAGACUGGGGAAGAACAUGUUUACUCACCAAAUCCAAAGCACAACAGAAAACAAUGAAGGAACAUAUGUUCAGGUUCCUUCAAAUGUUUGAUGCACAAGCUGGGUUUGAAAUCAUGGCGUGUCAUCGUUACUCUGCAGAGGGGGAAAUGGGUGGAAAGCUAGUGGCAACUAGAAAGUGGAAGAAGCAAGAAAAGAUAAAAAUGCUAGUGGGGUGUAUAGCUGAGCUGACAGAAGAAGAAGAGGCACAGAUCUUAAGACCAGGGGAAAAUGAUUUCAGUGUGAUGUACUCCUGUCGUAAGAAUUGUGCUCAGCUUUGGCUAGGUCCUGCUGCCUACCUCAACCAUGACUGUAAAGCCAACUGCAAGUUUGUGUCGACUGGUAGAGAUACCGCUUGUGUUCAGACCCUGAGGAAUAUUGAUCCAGGAGAAGAGAUAACUUGUUUCUAUGGAGAAGAUUUCUUUGGAGACAACAACUGCCUGUGUGAAUGUGAAACUUGUGAAAGACUUCAGCAAGGUGCCUUCAAGCCAAAGCAUACUCCUCAGAAAAAAUUAGCCAAUGGCUACAGACUCAGGGAAACUACUGACAGAAUCAAGAGCAAUCAGAAUCAGACCAAUAGUCAAAAACCUUCUGCAAAGUCUGUGAUACCUGUACCAGGGAUAGACAACUGGGAUAAGCGGUCCAAUAACCUGACCAAGCACGCACACCUUCUGACUAAGGCUGAGUUGAAAAAGCGAGGGAUUACACGCUAUGACGCGGAGAUGCUGCUUUCACAAGGUCACAAACUACCUGACCCUAAAGCUUUCACGGAGAGAGAAUCAGGAAAGAGGGGGACAGAGAGUAAGAUAGCAGACUUAGCCCAGAGAAGGGGAACAAGGGGAGACACAUCACAAACAAGAAAGAACUUGUCUCCAUCUCACUUUAGCUGGUCUCCUUCCAGGUUCAAUGGUUCUCCGACAAGAUUUGGAACUUCUCCCACGAGACGCACACGGUUUAAUUCCUGUGAUGCUGAUUCAACAACGGAAAAUUAUGUAGAGAACAAUAUUGUUCGUAAUGCAUCACCAUCUAGAAUAACAAGGCGGAUGCUUAGUGCCCCUGAGACAUCCUUGAGAUUGUAUGACGAUUCUGAAUUCAAAGAUGGAAGCGAGACUAGUGGUAGCAUGGGAAGUGAACUGUCCGAGUCCAGUUCAGAUAUACAAGACAUCGGAUCAAAACUUCGUAGCUCUCAUGGGAAAUAUGGAUUUCACAGUAUGAACGGUGAUGCAACAGAUAGUCAGUGUGGAGGAAUGCUACAGCUUAAAAUUCCCAAAUUGAAAAUCAAAAUAAGGAGAGACCAGGAUGAUGAAGGCUAUGAAAUUUUGGGCACAACAGCAUACAGACGUAAAUCCAAGAAGAAAAAAUCCAAAAGCAAGAAGCACAGGGACAAGAAGCGGUUUAGUGAAAGCUUUUAUGCAGGGAGUGAUGAAGAGGUUCUGGAGAGAAAAACUAAUUUGAAGAGACUGAAGCUGAAGUUUGGAGGAGACUCUAUUGACAUUGACACAUGUAUUCCCCCUAGCAAAAGGCAGCGUAUAUAUUAA
Molecule: messenger RNA, 1899 nt
Organism: Lingula anatina
Lineage: Eukaryota; Metazoa; Brachiopoda; Lingulata; Lingulida; Lingulidae
Product: histone-lysine N-methyltransferase KMT5B
Cellular component (GO): nucleus
Molecular function (GO): histone H4K20 methyltransferase activity; protein binding
Source: RefSeq, a predicted model, not a curated record